UCACAGCCGCUCGUUCACAACUAGUUGACUCGCGAAUGCGAACUUAACACUUGAAGUGGCUAACGCGAACUUAGCACGAACUUAACGAGUUGGUUCCUGAUUCUUCAAUUUGACGCUCAAGUGUAUCAUGGCGGCGGAGGACGCCGUGGCGCAGCUCCUGUGCGUCCAUCUAGGGCUGCUGGACGAGACGGAGCUGCCUGAUGACGCGGUGCGCGACUUCCGCGACCUGUAUCGCCUGCCUUUGCGCUCUUUCGGUGAUAAAUGCGCACUGAUGCGCUCCGCGGAGGCCACGGGCUGCUCUGCCGUGAUCCUCGACGUGCUGCUCUUCGUAUCCGAGACGAUGGCGCCCGCACUGUUCCGCAAGCAACUAGCUGCCCUCCCACUGUCACUCAGUCAAUGGGUUCACUAUUUAGUGGAGCAGUGUAUGGUCACGAACGAGACGGUGUCGCUUAGUGCGCUGCGUGGCCUUCUGGACCUGUACGCAGCUACCCAGAGAUACCGUGAGCUGGCAGCGAUGCUGCUAUCCUUGGUAUUUUACGACCGGGAGCUUAGUCGGUCAUUAAAAGUGACGGACGACGUUAUGGAUAUCGCUAAAUUCUACCGUCACCGGUUCCCCGUGUGGAUUCUGGAUCUGUUGCACGAGUACGUGACUCUGUCGAAGCUGCAGAUCCAGACAGAGCAAGAAGACGCCAAUACUGCGCCCGAAAUUUGCACUAUGGCAGCGAAUCUGGACAAAAGAUCGAGAGGAGUGGGCAACCUCCAGGCCAAUUGGAGGAUGAGAUACGUCCAGUUGACGGAGAAGGAGAUCGUCUACUUUAAGCACGAAGAAGGCAAACUAGAGAAGUCCAAGAACCCGUUCCAUGAUAAAAGCGGUAAGGGCAACAAGAAGGGGAGUUUAGCACUCAGUAGAGGGAUGCAGAUCGAGCCACUAGACUACCGUGGCAAGUUUUCAUUGCGUCCGUACUGCGUCAAAAUCUGUGACGCAGCGGGGAAUGAAGAGUUGAUCUUAGACGCAUUCUCGCCCGAAGUGCAGCGGCAGUGGGUGGCUGCUAUCACUGCCAAUGUGAAGCGUCUAGAGCUGGAUCCAAGGUGGUUGGCCUUCCCUCGAAGAGGUGUGCAUCGCAUGACUGUGGGCGAGUUCUUACGCUACGCUAUGCUUUAUCACGGGGAUCCCAAGAAGGCUCACACACGUCACAGUUCGUGUCAGCCAGGGCCGCUACGGGAGCAGUUCAACAUCGAUCCCAAGCGUUAUCUCUUCUCAGCUCUUGUAACCUGUGCACUGGUACGCGACUGGAAGACAAUGGAGGCACUCGUGGAACCGCGUAGUGCGAAAUCCGCCAUCAUUUCGCUGUUUCCCGGUGGAAAUAGCGGAAAACUGGCAACUGCGUCGGCACCGGCAUCUUCAUCAGCAUGGAGUUCAACGCCAGCUCCUGCACCUUCGCGUUAUUCUGUCUGGUCGAACAGCACGGACCCGGCGCCGUCUUCAAGUCGAUCAUCUGCUGCUUCAAUCGCCACUGCUCCUCCUCCUCCAGUCCCUGCAGCCAACACUACGGUGCAGGGAAUGGUAGAUGCAAGUGCCAUUGGAUACGGAGCUAUCCUCGAUAUUGCAGAGCAUCGAAAUGCUCCUCCGAAUCUGCUGAUGGUGCUGGAGUCACUGCACGAAAAGAACGAGACCAAGCGUGGCUGGAGCUGCCGCCGCGAUGUGGAUGCCAGCGAUGCCGCGUCGAUGAAAAUUACCAUUGCCAUCCCAGAAAGCGUUCGCGCUGACACGAACUGGGAGUGAUGAGACCGACACUUUCGAGCACAUUGUACAUUCAUGUGAAUAUCGUCCACCCACUUCAACUAGGGUGACUAAAAACUGACUCAUUUUGGGCAUUUGUAACA
This is a messenger RNA of Phytophthora nicotianae INRA-310, 1884 nucleotides long. RefSeq lists its product as hypothetical. Gene Ontology annotation, cellular component: cytoplasm. The record is from RefSeq and is a predicted model, not a curated record. The coding region runs from base 128 to 1783 and encodes 551 amino acids. Gene Ontology annotation, biological process: intracellular protein transport; vacuolar transport. The transcript has a single exon. NCBI's taxonomy places the organism in Eukaryota, Oomycota, Peronosporomycetes, Peronosporales, Peronosporaceae.